This is a messenger RNA of Puccinia graminis f. sp. tritici CRL 75-36-700-3, 1792 nucleotides long. RefSeq lists its product as uncharacterized. Gene Ontology annotation, cellular component: endoplasmic reticulum-Golgi intermediate compartment; membrane; endoplasmic reticulum. Bases 403 to 1572 code for a protein of 389 amino acids. The transcript is spliced from 6 exons. The record is from RefSeq and is a predicted model, not a curated record. Lineage: Eukaryota; Fungi; Basidiomycota; Pucciniomycetes; Pucciniales; Pucciniaceae. Gene Ontology annotation, biological process: Golgi organization.
GCUCUCUAAACAGACCCCCUCUUUCACAGCACUCCACCCAGAGACCCAGCCCCACGACAAAACACACUGCCAAGCUGUGAGUCAGAGAAGAACCACAACAACACUCUGCCUCAAACAGUCAACAACAACAUCAACCCAGGAUCACCAUCCUCAUCAUCCUGUCAGUGUUCUCGAUUGAAACCCUGUACAGAGGAUACACGACAUCACCCUUAAAAGCUAAAUUUAAGGAUGUCUGAGGUUUUCGAUCUCAAAGCUUAAUCGGACUCCAAUCACAGACCCCCCACCCUCACCCUGCAUACUUUUACAUCAAUCCUUAGUCUAUCUGACCCAAGAACAAAGCUUCCUCGUGCAUUCAUCUAACCAUCCUCAUCAUAUUCAUUUGUACAGGAAAAAAAAAACCCGAUGGCAUCACCGCAGAUCAACGUCACCCCAGCCUCGCCCUACAACGGUCAACAGCAACAACAACAAGCCCCAGGAAGCACGAUGCGAAGACAAGCAACGGGCAGUCCGAAUCCAUCAGGCGGAGGAGGAGCGGGAGGAGGAUUACCAGGCAGUCCAGGUGGAGGAGGCGGGUUCAGUUACCCAUCUGCGCCGUACACACAAACCGGCUCACCCAGUCCAUCGGCCUACACUCCCAUCGGAACCACUAACUCGUACAUCAGUCAUCCUAAUAUAGCCCAUCAACGUCAAUCCAAUCAUCCCAAUCUGGCCAACGAUAGUAACCCGAACUCGUUUCUGGCUAAGAUUCAGCUCUGGUCGGCCUCGAUCGAAGACUUCAUCGAACUCUACUCGCAUCCUAUUAAGCCUUAUCUGCCCGGCCUCGGCAGAUUCUUGAUCGUGGUGACCUUCUAUGAGGACGCUUUACGGAUCGGUACUCAAUGGGAAGAUCAGCUUUACUUCUUACACAAACAUCGUCACUUCCCCUGGGGUCUCAGUCACGGCUUCCUGAUCUCUAACGUAGUCGUGAUGGUCGUUUGUUCGACCUUAAUAAUAGCGAAGAAGUAUCCACUAUCAUCAGUAUUAGGGCUAUUGGGAGUGGUCAUUUCGCAAGGAGUAGGCUACGGAUUAAUCUCGGACCUCAAUUUUUUCCUACGCAACCUAUCGGUGAUCGGUGGAUUAUUGAUGUGUCUAUCAGACUCAUUAUCGAAGCGAAACAACCCGAAAGCGAAUGCGAUUUUUGCAGGAUUACCGAACACAUUGGGUACGGAGACAGAGCGCCGAACGUAUCUUCAAUUAGCCGGACGAAUCCUACUCGUCUUGCUCUUUGUUGGCUUCCUCGUUAGUGGAGAGUUUACUCCGGCUAGGGCUGCCGUCUCUCUCAUCGGUCUCGUCGCUAGUGCUAUGGUCGCUGUCGGGUUCAAGGCUAAGUGGUCCGCCAUGUUCUUGCUCCUCGUCCUCUCCGUCCUCAACAUUGUCGUCAACAAUUGGUGGUCCGUCCACUCUGCCCACCCCCAUCGUGAUUUCUUAAAGUACGACUUCUUUCAAACCUUGUCGAUUGUUGGAGGUCUCCUCCUGUUGGUCAACAUGGGCCCUGGUGGAAUCUCUGUGGAUGAAAAAAAGAAGGUCUUUUGAUCAUCAACUCUACUACAACAAGCAUUCAAAAAAAUUGUUUUUUUUUCUCUUUCUUUCUCCUUUAUCAUCAUCAAUAACAUAUCUCUUCCUCUUUUCUCCUCCUUAUUUUUCAGGUUUUCUGUGAUACAAUGUGAUUUUCUUUUUUUUCUUUAUUCCAUGCUAUGAGAAAAAAAAUGUUUAGAAUGAUUUGAUCAAAUCAGCAGAGAGGAAUGAAAAGGCA